Molecule: messenger RNA, 494 nt
Organism: Danaus plexippus (monarch butterfly)
Lineage: Eukaryota; Metazoa; Arthropoda; Insecta; Lepidoptera; Nymphalidae
Gene: twz
Product: BTB/POZ domain-containing protein Tiwaz
Exons: 3
Coding region: 3-494 (163 amino acids)
Biological process (GO): protein homooligomerization
Source: RefSeq, a predicted model, not a curated record
UCAUGGUACCUAUAAAGCCUGGGUCCCCUGGUCUGGCUCGCUCUCCAAGUUGCUCCGGGCAGAGUUUCUACGAAAACAAUCCCUAUCCUAUCCCACGGGUGGCCAUCACCUCCACCCUCAAGGCACCAGUCCAUAUUGACGUUGGAGGCGUUAUUUAUACAUCUUCGCUUGAAACAUUAACCACCUAUCCGGAAUCUAAGUUGAGCAGGAUGUUUUCUGGUGCGAUACCCAUCGUGCUGGAUACUCUUAAGCAGCACUACUUCAUCGACCGGGAUGGGGGCAUGUUCAGACACAUUCUCAACUUCUUGCGCAAUCAGCGCCUUUUGUUGCCCUACGACUUCCCUUAUCUUGAAUUGCUGCUUGCUGAGGCCAAGUUUUUUGAGCUACAUGAAAUGGUGUAUUCGAUCAUGAUGUUGAAGAGCCAGCGUGAAGAGUUCAAGUACGAUUGGGAAUCACGAGAGUGUUCACUCAUCGAUGAGGAUGUUUGGGAAUAA